This is a messenger RNA of Aphanomyces invadans, 1790 nucleotides long. RefSeq lists its product as hypothetical. The record is from RefSeq and is a predicted model, not a curated record. The transcript has a single exon. NCBI's taxonomy places the organism in Eukaryota, Oomycota, Saprolegniomycetes, Saprolegniales, Verrucalvaceae. Gene Ontology annotation, molecular function: ubiquitin conjugating enzyme activity. The coding region runs from base 37 to 1761 and encodes 574 amino acids.
GCAUCAUUUCCCAACUGGUCGAGCGGCGCGCACACGAUGGACGAGAUUCUGACGUCGACGUUCUACACCGCUAUAAUCGCGAGCAAGACGGACGAGAGGCUGUCGCCUGAAACUCGAGCAUCCAUCGACGACCUCCAAUCAUACUGCCAUGAACUCAAGUGCUGCAAGCGUCCGGCAGCGUUCGUCAAGUGUCUGAAGGACCUGUUCUUGUUUGAACUGCUCAUGGGUCUCCUGGACAGUCUAUUGCUGCAACCUAGUGAGCAAGCUACGCCAGAGAAGCGAUCCGAGACUGUCAAGAAUGCCCCAGUGGCAAUGGUGCAACCGAGCAUAGACAGAAACAACGGACACUUGUGGAAACCAUUUUACUUGCACUCGAAUGAAAAGAUGUGGAAAAACAAACACGAGAGCACCAACGACGCGCCCCCAGAGAUACCUCGCACUGUCGGCACCAUCCUUGCAACUCACGUGCUACAAUUGUGGCUGGCUCUCGUACAAGCUUGCACCAAGAUGAACGUGUCAGCAUUGUAUUUCGACGAGGUCAAGGGUCACAUUCUGCACCCUCGGUUCUCCGUCAUUAUUGAGCAGUGGUUGUACGACCCAACGCUGGAACACGUAGUUCAACAAUUGGACCUCUGCGCCGCUCUCGUUGCCAUCAUUGUGUACCUGCACAACCAUCCAUUUUUCGACGCCACGUGCUUUCUCCGAUCGGUCGCGGCCGGCAGGUCUCUUCCAAUUCAGACGUGUUUGAGCUCAUUUUUCACGGUCGUGUCGGAGUUUCCACCUGAUCAUCCUGUGUCGAAGACUUUUUCCCAGUUGAUCCUCGAAAUCAAGUUCGUACGAUCGGACAAGGUCACACCAGUCAUCACUGGAGCCUACGAACAAGCGCUUGACCCAAUGAAGUUUGGUUCGCACCAGUUUGACGCCUCAUACUUUGACUGUGUGGGACAAACCACUACUUCGACGACUGUUCUACCCGGCUCGAUGGGCCGGCUGAACCAAGAACUCCUCGUGUUGGCAGAGAAUCUCCCGCUGCACGAAGGCUCUAUGAUUGCAGUCCGUGUCGACGAAACGCAUCCCCACCAUUUGUCGGUGGUUAUCACGGGACCAAGCAACACUCCAUACGAUACUGGUUGCUUUCAUUUCCUCGUCGUCGUGCCGCCCAAUUACCCGCAGGGUCCGCCGGCAGUCCGAUUCAUGACGACAGGAGGAGGGACUGUUCGGUUCAGUCCAAACUUGUACGACUGUGGUAAAGUAUGUCUCUCGCUUCUGGGGACGUGGUCUGGGGACCCGUGGAAUGUUGUUACGUCGACGAUUUUGCAAGUGCUUGUAUCGAUUCAGGGCGCAAUUCUGGGGGCUGAGUUGCCGUAUUUCAACGAGCCUGGUCGGGAGCGGCAGUGGGCUUCGUCCCCAGAUCAACUGCCUCGGGGAGUGCGCACCAAUCCAAAUGGCGGACUAGAACCACUUCGAUUGGCAACCAUUCGAUAUGCGUGGACUGGGGCAAUGAAGAGCCCCCCCGUGGCCUUUGAAGACUUCGUCCGUGAACAUUUUUGGCAGAAACGCCACUGCGUGCUGCGUACGAUGCACAAGUGGCUUGACGAAGGACGGGCAUCUGACUCUCUCCACUACUACGACGAUUUGAUUGCUUGCGUCGCCGAGUGCCUGGACAUUCUAUCGCCGAUGGUUCAGUCGAGAGCAACACAAUUGGAAUGGACGACGUAUUGUCAAGGGUUACCCUUCCAUGCGCCAUCUCCAAUGUCUUGAGUCCAUGUUAAUACCAGUGUGCCAGUGCU